This is a messenger RNA of Penicillium digitatum Pd1, 2379 nucleotides long. The record is from RefSeq and is a predicted model, not a curated record. NCBI's taxonomy places the organism in Eukaryota, Fungi, Ascomycota, Eurotiomycetes, Eurotiales, Aspergillaceae.
AUGGAUAACCGCGGCUCCUUUUUCUUCUUCCUGCUGGUGAUUUACCUUCUCCUCAGUUCUCAGUCUCGACCAGCAUUGAUCGAUGAAGAUCGGGCACGACAACAUGAGCUUAACCAUGAGCGACAGGUCCUUCGGGUGUUGAAUGGGUCAAAAUAUGGUGACUUCGAUCCACCUGCCAAUCGAUGGCUUCCUUUUUCGGGCUUAAGGGGAAAUGACAGCUAUGCUUGGGACCUUUUGCCCCAAGUCAAAGGGCUGGCUUGCCACCAGUUACAAUCAGCAGUUUCAAUUGCCGGAUUAGAACCCCCGGAUGGUCUUGUAGACCCUACCGUCUCGCCCACGUUGAACUUGACCAAGUUCCUGCUUCCAGUAUAUCGAAAUUCAACCGGAAAGCUUCGGGGGGACUGGGUUCGGAGAACUGAAGGUGCUGAUCGCCGUGAACCCCUGAACACGACAGCCAUCGCUGAAGAACACGAAUACUUCACGCAUGAAUUCAGCCAUAAUAUCACUGGCAAUGGGGGCACCUUUUACUUCGAUCUUGAAGAGGGAGGUGGCGAAGAGAUUCAGCUGGGCGACGGAAUUUUAAGAGAGAUGCGAGCCAGUUUGACGGUCGAGAGUGAAGACUUCUGGGGAAGUACCUGGUACAUCUCGUUGUUUGGUGUACACUUCCCAGACACUGGAAGUAUCGUUUUGACUACUUCUAGUGAGAAGUUUGAUGGCGUCUUCUUGUUGCCGCAUUUCAUGUUAUCUUCCGACACAUACGAACUGUCCCAUGAGCUUCUGCUCAAGUCACUGUCGGACACUAUCUCGGAGAAGCAAAACCGACCCCCAACACUGUUCCCCUGGUCAUCUCUAGCAGGAACGGAGCAGAUGGAGUUCUCUGCGCCUAAAUGUGAACAUAUCAUCUUUUUGCAGCAGCAUCCAGUCAUGCUCGGGGAUGCCACUGCUGACCGAUUGUUAUUGGAACGUAUGGAGCAAGAGCUCAGAUAUCCAAUGGGAGCGCCAAUUCCAGAGCCUCCUCUUAUGGUCAUGUCUGCCGUUGUCUUCUCCCCAGACUGCGGGUACAUACUUCAUACUAAAGGAGCCCCCGAGUUCCCUCCUUCUGAAUCGCUCUAUGUGACUGGCCCCAAGCAUGAAGAGUACAGUAAAUAUGCAGCUCGUCUUAUCUUCGUGGUUUCUGGUGUUUUUGUUGCACAGAUCACUCUGCUUCUUCGACAAAUCAAAGAGGCUUCGACUCCUUCUACCCGGAGUCGGAUUAGCUUCUAUACCAUCGCAUUGAUGGCGCUCGGCGAUGCAUUUGUUUUGACUUUCAUUGUUUUGGAACUAUAUGCCGCAGUAUCAUUCUUGGUUCUGGCCACUGCAUCAUUUUUGGCGUUCUUGUCAGUAAGUUAUAUUGGAAUGAAGUUCAUGAUGGAGAUAUGGGCAGUGCAGGAGCCAGAAAGAAGAGAGCAAGAUCGUCCGCCCAAUCCAUCAGUUUCAACUACUCGCCCUGAUACUUUGCCUUUGCCUGCCACUGCUCUGGCGGUGCGAGACUCGGGCGCCACCGCAAUCAUCUUGUCGCCUGACCAAGAUCCCCCCGAGAAUGAGAUGGAUUCACCGCCACCAGCCACCCGAACCGCUCCCCAACCCCUAGGCAAAUUCGCAGCGAUCAUGCUCAUUCUGUCAAUCUGGGCUUUCCUCCUGCCGAGACGCCUCGGCUCGAUCUACACCCGUUUCUUGGCAGCAGUCUAUCUCUCCUUCUGGGUUCCACAGAUCUACCGCAACGUGAUGAGAAAUUGCCGGAAGGCCCUUCGAUGGGACUUUGUUGCCGGCCAAAGUGUUCUCCGGCUCUUCCCGUUCCUGUACUUCCUCACUGCACGGGGAAACGUCUUGUUCAUCCGCCCCGACUACACAAGCGCAUUCAUCAUGACCGGCUGGGUGUGGAUCCAAGCUUGGAUCUUGGUCAGCCAGGACGUUCUCGGGCCACGUUUCUUUGUGCCUCAGGGCUGGGCGCCGCAUGCAUACGAUUACCAUCCCAUGCUGCGCGAUUUAUCCGGAGUGGACGACGAUCUGGAAGGUGGUGGCGUUCUGUCCAUCGCAUCGCUGCGGGGCGAUGAGCGAGAUCUGGUCAGUGACUCCAAGGAUGACGGUAAGCAGAGGAAAGACCGCAAGAAAGCCAUCUUCGACUGUGCUAUUUGCAUGCAGGAUAUCGAGGUUCCUGUUCUUCCCGCACCUUCUUCGUCGGGUGGAAGCAGCGUUACCGAUGGAGCCUCAAGCAUCUUAAGUCGCCGGCUGUAUAUGGUCACUCCUUGUCGUCAUAUCUUCCACACUGCCUGUCUGGAAAGCUGGAUGAGACUUCGCCUCCAGUGUCCGAUCUGUCGUGAAUCCAUACCUCCUGUAUAG